AUAAUUCAAUGUAGCAGUAACCAUACCAAAAGCUUAUCUCUCUCUGUGUCCUAUUAAUAACCAACAAGUUCAACGCAAGUUCACCAUACCUGGUCUUUCAAGGCUCAUCAAACAAACCGUCGAAACGAAAUGGCAUGCAAGGGGAAGAUAAGCUGCAUGUGGGGGAUGUUCCUUCUUAUGGUGCUAGUUUGUGAAGCUAGGGUCCCCGUAACUUCAGGAUUCAUUCAAACCAGAGACAGCCAUUUUGUACUAAAUGGAUCCCCAUUCCUCUUCAAUGGUUUCAACUCAUACUGGAUGAUGUAUAUUGCAGCAGAGCCAAGUGAACAACGGUACAAAGUAUCGAAUGUAUUUCGUGCGGCUUCAGCUUCUGGGCUCAAUGUCUGCCGCACAUGGGCUUUUAGUGAUGGAGGUUACCAAGCACUGCAAACAUCUCCGGGAGUUUAUGAUGAGCACGUCUUUCAGGCACUCGAUUUUGUGAUCUCGGAGGCCGGAAAGUAUGGAGUUCGUCUAAUUUUGGCUUUGAGUAACAAUUACCAAGACUUCGGAGGAAGACCUCAGUACGUGAAAUGGGCUAGAAGUGCUGGCAUCCCCAUUAACAGUGAUGACGAAUUUUACACAAAUGCAGUUGUGAAAGUUUAUUACAAGAACCAUGUCAAGAAAGUGCUAACAAGGAUCAAUACCGUAACUGGAAUUGCAUAUAAAGAUGAUACGACGAUUAUGGCUUGGGAGCUAAUGAAUGAACCACGUUGCCAAGUCGAUUCUUCUGGCAAGACCAUAAACGGGUGGGUUCAAGAGAUGGCUUCACAUGUUAAAUCCAUUGACAACAAACACUUACUGGGAAUCGGCAUGGAAGGUUUCUAUGGAGACUCGAUUCAAGAUAGAAAGCAAUAUAAUCCAGGAGGUUACCAAGUGGGAACAGAUUUUAUAAGCAAUCAUCUGAUUAAAGAGAUCGACUUUGCAACCAUACAUGCUUAUCCUGAUGCUUGGCUUCCAGGACAGAACGAUUACGCACAAGCGACAUUCAUGCAAAGGUGGUUGACGAGUCAUUGGACAGACUCGAGGACUGUUUUAAAGAAGCCAUUGAUCUUCGCUGAAUUUGGAAAAUCAAAUAAAGAUUCUGGGUAUAGUAUAAGCGCUAGGGACUCGUUCUUGAACACUGUUUAUACAAACAUCUACAACUUGGCCAGAAAUGGAGGAACAAUUGGCGGGGGUUUAGUUUGGCAAAUCAUGGCUGAAGGGAUGGAAUCGUAUAACGAUGGAUAUGAGAUUGUUUUAUCCCAAAACGCAUCUACAACCAGUGUCAUAGCUCAACAAUCUAGUAAAAUGAAGGCACUUGAACAUUCAUUGAAAUAGCCCACAUGAAUGCAUGCAGUAAGAUUCUGUGUAAGCGAAAUAACCGAUCGAGACUAGCAGCCGCAAUGAAGCAUAUCAUGUGAGGAAAAAGAAAAACAACUGAGCUUAGCAUAUUAGUUGUAGCUGUUUAGGGUUUUGAGUCUUUGACACUUGGAAUAUACUAGCUAGGAUUUUAGCUACAUGCGUGAAAGAUGAUACCUUAAGAUGGAAUUUGUAUCCUAUGUUUCCUUCUUAUAUAUGCAUGAAAUUUGCUUGCGAUUUUGCUGGUCUUUGAACAGCAGAUCGAUCGAUGCAUUAAGAGCCUGCAUGUUAUAUAUACAAUGAGUGCGUCCUAGCAUGCACGGACAUAUAAAAAUGUUCCAACUGAGGUUUCUGUCAACAGAGGUUGCUGAUCUCUUCUACUGCUCCACCAUACAUAUUCA
Molecule: messenger RNA, 1775 nt
Organism: Carya illinoinensis
Lineage: Eukaryota; Viridiplantae; Streptophyta; Magnoliopsida; Fagales; Juglandaceae
Product: mannan endo-1,4-beta-mannosidase 5-like
Exons: 5
Coding region: 130-1353 (407 amino acids)
Molecular function (GO): hydrolase activity, hydrolyzing O-glycosyl compounds
Source: RefSeq, a predicted model, not a curated record